CAAAUACUACUCAAAAAAUCUACAAGCCAAAUACAACUUCUCUACAAUAUUUCUGCUACCUUGAUAAUCCUCAAACAAUGUUCAAGGACACAUUUAAGUUGGUCCUCGUGGGCGAUGGUCAAACGGGCAAAACCUCAUUGAUAAGACGCCAUCUCAAGGGCACUUUUGAUGAGUUCUAUAGGCCCACCGUAGGACACGAGGUUAAGGAUCUAGAGUUCCAGACAAAACGAGGACCUGUCUGCUUCAGUGUUUGGGACACUGCUGGACAGGAUAAGUACGCGGGCCUUCGCGACAUAUACUACACUGGCAGCCACUGUGCCAUCAUUAUGUUCGAUGUGACCUCACCCUCGAGCUACAGCAGGGUUGCCUACUGGCAUCGCGAAAUAUUGGCCACCUGCGGCCGCAUACCCAUUGUUCUGUGCGGCAACAAGGCAGAGAUCAUCAAGGAUCGCAAGGUGUUCAAAGGCCAUAAAGUUCACCAUUGGGAGUUUCAGUACUUUGAUAUUUCGGUGAAGAACAACUACUGCUGCGAGGAGCCUUUUCUCAGUCUCUUCUAUCAGCUGAUUGGCGAGCGUUUCAAAUAUUGUGCCAUAGUGCGUCCGCACCUCACGAUGAUACAGGAGGUGGAAAACGAAGAUAAAGAAGAUCUUGAGAUGGAGAUCGAACAUAAAGAUGAUCUUGAAAUGGAGAUCGAAGAGGAAGCUCAACAGGCGUUACCAUUGGUGGAUUUUUAACCUAAAAAAACAUUAAUUUUGAAGUUGAGUUCUAAAUUUUAAUAGUUCCUAUGAAUA
This is a messenger RNA of Drosophila persimilis, 791 nucleotides long. Its product is annotated as GTP-binding nuclear protein Ran. The transcript has a single exon. Bases 78 to 734 code for a protein of 218 amino acids. Gene Ontology annotation, molecular function: GTPase activity; GTP binding. Lineage: Eukaryota; Metazoa; Arthropoda; Insecta; Diptera; Drosophilidae. The record is from RefSeq and is a predicted model, not a curated record. Gene Ontology annotation, cellular component: nucleus; cytoplasm. Gene Ontology annotation, biological process: ribosomal subunit export from nucleus; protein import into nucleus.